Messenger RNA from Setaria italica (foxtail millet), 2207 nucleotides. RefSeq lists its product as uncharacterized. NCBI's taxonomy places the organism in Eukaryota, Viridiplantae, Streptophyta, Magnoliopsida, Poales, Poaceae. Bases 182 to 2056 code for a protein of 624 amino acids. The transcript is spliced from 11 exons. The record is from RefSeq and is a predicted model, not a curated record.
CCUCUCCGUCUCCGACGACUGACUAUUCUCGCUCCAUUUUUGGUCCCCAAAAUUCCAAAGCCCGAGAGCAGCAGCGACGAAGAAAGCCAUCCUCGCCUUCCUCUUCCGCACCCACCUGGUGCUGCCUGCUGAUCGGAGCCCGCGAUUACGGCCUGGGGGUCCGGCUUCGAGGAGGAGCGGGAUGAAAUCGCCAUUGCGCAGGUUCCGGGGCUUCGGCCACCACCACAGGGAGCGGAAGGACCACGCCCCGCCGCCCGCCAAGCUCGACGAGCUCGUCUACGCCGCCCAGGAAAUGGAUGAAAUGAGGAGCUGUUAUGAUAGCUUGCUUUCAGCUGCAGCUGCAACGGCAAAUAGUGUAUAUGAGUUUGCAGAAGCCAUGGAGGAAAUGGGAACUUGCUUACUUGAGAAAGCUGCAUUGAAUUACGAUGAUGAUGAAAGUGGUAGAGUGCUGAUGAUGCUAGGGAAAGCCCAGUUUGAACUGCAGAAGUUUGUUGAUAGCUAUCGUACAAAUAUUAUAAAUACAAUCACAAACCCAUCAGAGUCACUUCUGAAGGAGCUACAAGUUGUAGAGGAAAUGAAAGACCUAUGUGAUCAGAAAAGAGUGGAAUAUGAAGGUAUGCGGGCAGCCUAUAAAGACAAAGGGAGAUCAACGCACUCCAAAUCCGAAUCAUUCUCCACAGAACAACUGCAAACUUCAUUUCUUGAGUACCAAGAGGAGGCAGCAUUGUUUAUAUUUCGCUUGAAGUCGCUAAAGCAAGGCCAAUUUCUAAGUAUUUUGACCCAGGCUGCUCGCCAUCAUGCUGCUCAGAUCAGUUUUUUCAGGAGAGGACUGAAGCAUCUAGAGGCUCUAGAGCCUUAUGUCAAAGCAGUUGCUGAGAAGCAGCACAUUGAUUACCACUUCAGUGGACUGGAUGAUGAUAGUGAUAUUGAUGAUUAUAGCUCUUACCAGGAUAACCACAGUGAUGGCAGCGAGUUAAGUUUUGACUAUGAGAUAAAUGACAGGGACAAAGACCUUCCUGCUUCCAGAAGUCCAAUGGAUUUGGAUCAAACUCAACCGACGAAUUCCCCAAGUCCUCUGAAGGAACAUGAGCAGGAAAAUGCCGAAGAAAUGAAGGCGGCUUUUGUGGUUCCUCAUGUGAAGCCUGAGAUUGGUACCCAAUCAGCACCCAUAUUUGCCGAGAAUGUGCCUGAUCCAUCUAUGGGGUUUCGGAAACUGAACCUGCCAAACAGAACUUUUCAUUCUUACAAACUCCCAACACCAGCCGAUGACAAGAACCCUGAUUCAGUAGUCACCAACACAUCACCUCAUUCAGAUCCACCUGCAAGAAAAUCUCAUGUGGCAGUAAAUGUGUGGCAUUCCUCUCCACUGGUGAAAGAUUUUAAGCCGAGUUCCAUGUACAGUGGACCUAUUAAGAUGCCAUCAAAUAAUGAGGGGAUAUCAGCACCACUAGUUUAUUCCUACUCUACUUCAGAUUUUAAGAAAAUGAAGAGGGAAGCCUUUUCUGGUCCAAUUCCGAGCAAAACAGGAUCCAGCAAUCCGUUGUUUUCUGCAACUGAUCGCAGACAGUCAAUGAAUUAUCCUUCUCGUGUAUUGUCAACAAAAUCACAUGGCCCAGGUUGGAAGUCAUCUUUACCUCCAAAAGUUACUCCAAGAGUCACUUCUCUCCCAACAACAACUCCCAAAAUAAGUGAGCUGCAUGAACUGCCCAGGCCUCCAGCGAAUGUAGGCACCAUUCGUCCUGGUUUGGUUGGAUAUUCUGGUCCUUUGGUUUCAAGGCGGCAGAUGCCUAAUGCACCAACCCGUGUCUCACCACCAUCACAUACAGCAUCACCACUUCCACGGCCGCCUGCUGCCAUGACUCGCAGUUAUUCAAUACCUUCAAAUAGUCAACGAACUCCUAUUAUUACAGUGAAUAAAUUGUUGGAGUCUAGACAUAGCAGGGAAAGCAGUGAAUUAUCCUCACCCCCACUAACACCUAUAUCACUGGCAGAUGUUUCCCGCAGAUCAACAGCAGAAACAACUGUAGACAGCAGAAGGACAAAGGAAUCCUUGUGAGAGUUUACAAGACCGAACCUGUGAUCUUAGGAAAUUUUGAUUGUAAUUAAUGUACAUUAUAGAUUCCCUCUAUAAUGUUUUUGUUUUACAUUAAAGAAAAGAUGUAAAUAAAGUUAGCAUGAUUAUUUCUUACCUGUGAUCUCCUUUGUUA